Molecule: messenger RNA, 3375 nt
Organism: Paramacrobiotus metropolitanus
Lineage: Eukaryota; Metazoa; Tardigrada; Eutardigrada; Parachela; Macrobiotidae
Exons: 13
Coding region: 87-2756 (889 amino acids)
Cellular component (GO): membrane
Source: RefSeq, a predicted model, not a curated record
AAUAGCACGCAGCUGCUUAAGAACGCUUCUACAGAUACAAUAUAUCUUUCUUUCGCACCGUAUUAAAGAGAUCUGCUUAAGUGGCUAUGGAUCUGUUUAGCGAUAAAGCGCUGCUCCGGCUGCUCCCAAAAUCAUAUCAGCGCUCUUUUAGGAAAGACGAGAAUGCAUGGCGCUUCCUUGGGAACGUGUGCCACAUCAGCCAGUUCCUGUCAGUUAUUACGUUAAUCGGUGGUGUUCUUAUUAUGAUAAAAGUAAAGGAAUUUCACCGCAUCGCAUACGGUCUGGCAGAGCAGAGUGGAUAUCAAGGACGUCUGAAGGUUCCGUUCCUGGAUGACUGUACAAUAGUUGCGGGUAUCGUAAUGACGGCUGCGUUGAUCGCUAUUAUAUUCGGCAUGGCCGGUCUCUAUUACGACCAUCAUUCGAAGACGGAGCCAUCGAAACUGGUUACUUUACUACAAGCCGUCCUCAUCACCGCUGUAAUGGCGACGGAAGUUAUAGCGGCUGCAGUUCUUGUACAACUGCAGCAAAAGAAAAACCUGGUGGACGAUCUGUCAGGUUUGGCGAAGCAGUAUGCUGAUCUGCCAAACCAUCUAACCACUGACGGAUCAAUAAGCGUGUUAAGAGAUCCGGAUGGUGCUACAGCGGAUGCAAAUGUACUGCGGGCAACAGUUAUUCUCAAUGCCCUUCACAUGAUGAUGAGUUGCUGCGGAACAGACUCAGGAUACAAUAAUUUCCGGUCGUCAUUAUAUUUUAAGGAAGUAUUCCCUGUUUUCGUGCCGCCGGUGUACUGCUGCAAAUUUCAGGAUCCAGUCGCCCGGAUUCUGAAGGAUAAAAGCUGCUACUCCACAGCCGGUCGCUAUUCCAAAGAAUCGUCGAAUUUUAAUACGGGCUGCACAACACUCGUCGGCAACUACAUUGAUUACUGGCUGUGGCGGAUUGCUCUGGCCAUUGUGCUCACUGCGAUAAUAAAGCUUUGUGCAUAUCCUGCCGCACUGAUCUGGAAGCGUUGUCGCACAUAUUCGAAGCUGUAUGGGCUGUGGCUAGAUGCUAAUGCCGUAUGCAGUGAGGCCAUCGAACGGAUCCAUGCAUGUAGUUCAGGAUCCACACCUUAUAUAUCAGUGGAGCCGACGUCCCCGCCCAUUUCCAGAAGAAACAGUACAGCAAACUGUCCGGAUUUUCUGUCUAAAUUGGAUGAUUAUCGAGAGAUUAUCCUGAGACGGUUGCCUAAGAUCACCCAUUAUUUGCACGCCAAACAGCCGGCAAAGCUAAUCCGGGAAUAUGGCCAACUGCCGGAGGAAAUCCUGGAGAUGAUGGACAUUUACAGGAAGACGGAUCAGGGGAUGUCGAAACCGGUGUGCAUGAAUCCCGAUGCGGCGGACACUGCCCACCCUCAGAAAGACAUCGUGGACGAUCUGUGCGAAGUGUGCGACGACAUCAGCAAUGCUUCAACACCUAUCUCGCAGGACAGAUACAUUGAUGCCGUUCAGAGAGGCGCGAUGAUAUUGUACGCAUACUGCCGCAACGGCGCCAAGGAAGCGACAUCCUUCAGAGCCAGCCGAUAUUUUGCAGCGUGGGCCGAGGACGUGGCACGACUCGCAGGCACGCUGCUGCACAACACGACCCCCGACUCGUGGGACAGCGGACGGACAACGGCUGCCGGGAAGUUGAAAGCCGUCGCUAAGCAGGUCUUAUUCACGUGUCAGAUGUCGCGCGAAGGAAGCGACGCGCGGCUGGAUGCACAAGAGAACGUCACACCGCUUCUACAGUCCGUGGAGAACUUCCUGAUGGAAGCGAAACUGCUCACUGUCCACGACAACCACCAGGCAGCAUACGACCCCCACUGGAAAGGUCUGGCUGCGUAUGCGCUGGAGAUACGCAAUAAUUUAGCGAAACUCAGUCAGCAUCUGGGCGAGCAUGUGCCCGGCGUAGUUGACUGCGGCGAGAUACUCCACGACACGGAAACAGCCCGCCAGCAUCUCACCGACGUGCUGCAGCAAGGACCCCUGGCAGAGUUCUGUACUGGAUUUCUGGACGUACAACAGAUGUCAGCGAUUUUGGACAAAAUGGUUAUUGCUGCUUUUGCAUCCACCAGCGAGGGCCUGUACUGCUUUGGGCAGUUGAUUAUCCAGCUGGACAGUCGUCGACGUUUUUUGCAUUUAGAAACCGCUGCUUUAGCCGCAGCUGUCGGUGACGGAAGUGACCAAGUCAGAUUAUUCGGCCACCUUGACGCCAUUUUCAAGGAUUUGAUUGCUCUUCUCACUAUUUGCCGGUCUCAUCUGGAGAAACGCAGCACCGACGACUCUUCCAUAGCAAAACAACUAGAAAUUCACAAAUACGUAGCAGCAACGCAAUCUAAAUUGGCAGCUUUCGACAACUACGGCGAGCAGUUGGUGACACGGUUACGCAUGUAUGAUCCUGAUUUGAUGAAAGAGCUGGCUACUUCACAGCUUACGUUAGUGGAGGUUCAUCCGGAUACAAGUUCAGCUCAUCCAGCAUCUAGAGUGUACCCAACUGUACCGACAGCGCUCAGAACUCCUCAGGAUAGUGCGCUGAUGGCAGGCGGCAGUUCUUCGAGUGCUGAAGCAAUUUACUUGCUUGCACCGGGAUACGACUCAAUUGUUUCAGCUGACACCGAUGAACGGCCGAUUCAAAUGCACCAGCUUGCGGACCAUGAGGAGCCGGAAAACAGCAAACCCAAAAGAACAGCAGCAUCAACAACAGAGCUACCUUUUUCAUCAGACCUUUUUUCACCGUAACAAAACGAUUUGUAACCAGUGGAGCCUUGUGGUUACUUGCGAUUCUGUCUGCUGAUUAUUACGCUAAGUAGCGGAUAACGAGCGAGAUAUUCUGUGAUGAGCAAAUUAGAUGUUAUUUUUUUAUAGCAGAUAUCGACGAAAGCGAAGCGAAGAAUCAUCUGCAAACAUGCAGAAGAACCAAGGUUCUAGCACUGAAAAAAAGGACAGCGCAUUUUAAAUUGAAGUUGCAUGGUACCGCUUUUUGGAGUCGGAACUAAUCGAUCAGUUAACGCUCCGACGAUUGUGUUUAUAAUUGGAUAUACGCAAGAUAAACACGCUAGGCGAUACGCAGCGAAUCAGUGCCCAUAAUUUUAUACUAAAUUACUACAGUAGAAGCUGAGCACGGAUGAAUAUUGGCUUACCACAGCAUUGCGACUUUUAGAAACAAUUUUACUGGAAAAAAAUACCGCAUCGAUUAAGUGCAUUUUGCUUCAUUAUAGAUAUCUGCUUGGAUUCUGUUUCGACAUUUGUUCUCAUUAUAGUCAAACUGUCAACUAACAGUACUUACGCUAGUGACGCCGAAAAAAUGUUUACCCCUGAUAACUGGCCCCCAAACAUCGGGGUGCGUGAGUGGGCAUUA